Haliotis rufescens (red abalone) is the source of this 3264-nucleotide messenger RNA. Its product is annotated as amiloride-sensitive sodium channel subunit gamma-like. Gene Ontology annotation, biological process: sodium ion transmembrane transport. Gene Ontology annotation, cellular component: membrane. NCBI's taxonomy places the organism in Eukaryota, Metazoa, Mollusca, Gastropoda, Lepetellida, Haliotidae. Gene Ontology annotation, molecular function: ligand-gated sodium channel activity. The coding region runs from base 1213 to 2811 and encodes 532 amino acids. The transcript has 11 exons. The record is from RefSeq and is a predicted model, not a curated record.
CCUAGUGACAUGCAGUCUACAUAUGGUCCAUACUGUACUCUCACCCACAGCCCAAGGUAGCCCAGUGACAUGCAGUCUAUGGUCUAUACUGUACUACUGUCACUUAAGGCUCUGAUAGCUUAGUCAUCCGUCAUCGGUGGGUUAGGUCUUGUGUGGUCAGAUGUCAGGUACGGGCUGUUUAGUAGUCAGGUGCAGGGCCCCGUUCCACAAAUCGAUCGUAACGUUAAGACGAUCGUAAAAAACCCAUACUUAAACAUAGACCUACGACAAUCGUAGUGCUACGAUCGCUUUGAGGAACGGGGCCCAGAACUCUUCAAUGGUCAGCAGUAGGAGCAGAUCAGUGGUCAGUUUCGAGCAUAAUAAGUGACUAACGUUACUUGUAAUUGGAUUAGUAGAGCUUUUGCACAAGACUCAGUGUCUUGUAAUCCGCUGCGUGUGAUCCACGGAAACAACCGACACGCGUGUAUGGAUAUAACCAACUGUCCAUUCCAGAAAACUAAUGGAACGUUUUAAAUAGAAUGACGUCACAAAUGUAAUGUGACAUGUGAAUACAUCAGUUCCUGUUAUAAAUCAAGGACAGUACUUAAAAACAAUACAGUUGUCGUUAUGCUUUUAAGAUGUUCAAGUGUUUAAUAUUUAAAGGCCCGUCUGCAACAACUGUGACUAAUACCAAUAGCUACCGUUAACAUGAAAACUUUAUGCUUGGCUUUGUUUCCGCUUGUUUUGCAUGACGAAGGAAGUUAAGUCAUUCUUUCUUCUGUUGUAUUGAUUCAAAUAUAUCAACGUGCACCCAGAGAAUAAAGGAAUUAUUGAUGGGCCUUCGUCUUGUACAGGAAAGAUGUUCUGACUGACUGCCAACUUCACUCGCGAAGGCCAAAUCCCGAGCGUCAUUGAUCUUCUGGUGUUCCUGUCAUGUGACAAUUGACUACCAAUUACAAGAUUUGUAAAUUAUUAUUUAAUUAAGCCGAAACGUCUUGAUAUACAGUCGUAUCAUUGCUAUUUUGUCAGGAUUUUCAUUUGUUCUUGGUUACUUACACAAUCAUUAAUUGUCGUUGUCCAACCUCACACAGCAGGACACCACUUGACUGGAUGGGUGAAGGCCUACCGUAUUAACCCUGUCUGAUUAUGAAGGAUGUUUUCUUAUUCAGCUUGAGCGAGGACUGGUAUUAGUUAUACACUCGGAGGGCCGAGGACUUGUGAGACAGUGACGCAAUGCAUGGAAACAAAAUGGACAGUAAUGGGAAUGAAUCGUUUCCUUCCCUCAUCAAUUACUUCGCGGAAAACACGAGCAUGCAUGGGAUAUCAAGGUUUAUUGGAAAAACGGGUUUUUUCAGAAGAACAUUUUGGGUUCUGGCGGUGUUAACCGGAGCUGGCGUUGCUAUGUACAACAUCUGGACGAUAGGCACCGCCUACAGCAGUUGGAAGGUAUCUACGGUGAUCAAACUCGAAUACAACUCCAAACUUCGAUUCCCAGCCGUGACCAUUUGCAACCUCAACCCAGUGAGGAAGACAAGUAUUGAUGGGGUACAGGCGGAAUUUGACGACUUGAAAACAGCUUUACGAUACGAGAACAACAGUGCACGUACAAGGGAUGAAGACUUCCCAGACUGGGGGAAUUCCUCAAUCUCAUUCGAUGCCUACGACAGCGACCACCGGACAGCCAUCGACUUCCAGAAAGUAAUGGCAACAACGAAGAAGGCACUGAAAGUCCAAAUCGGCCAUCAGAUCCAAGAUAUGCUGUUGGAUUGCUCCUUUCAAGGAAAAGUUUGCACACCUAGCAACUUCACCCACUUCUACAACUACAUGCACGGGAACUGCUACACCUUCAUCCCAAAAGACGAAGCCUUCACCUUUAUCAGCAAGACGGGGCCGUUGUACGGUCUGGCUCUGAUGCUAUACGUUGAGGAGGAGAAGUAUAUCUCCAGCCUUGGCAGCAGCGGCGUGGGCUUCAAGGUGGUCGUCCACAACCACAAUACCAUGCCAUUCCCAGAGGACGAGGGGUUCGACACAAGCCCUGGGUUUGCCACAUCCGUCGGCGUCACGAAGGUAACCACAGAACGUGUUUCGGCCCCCUACGGUAACUGCAAGGGCUACGGAUCGGGGGUAGAAGAACCACCCAAUAUAUUCACCACCCAGGUUCCUAACAUCACCUACAGUGAUCAGACGUGCAAGAAGACGUGUGUGCAGAAGAUGCUUGUGUCGGAGUGCGGCUGCUGUAACAACCUCUAUCCCUGCGACCACAAAGCCCUCAGCAUCAUCAACUCUAGCAUCACAAACACAGUCGGGUUUUGUAUCCUUCAAGACGAGACGAAAGCGGCUUGUGCAUCAGCGGUGUCGGAUAAGCUAGAAAAUAACCAGAUGUUUUGUCCAGACAGCUGUGACCCAAACUGCAAAGAUGAGUCUCAUCAGUUGGAGAUCUCCACAGCCAUGUGGCCAGCUAGUAGUCAUCUUUCCGGCCUUGUAGAUACCUUCAUCAAAGGCUUCACGAAAAGGCAGCGUGCACCGCCUAUCAACAAGAAUGCUUCUGCCGAUGAAAAAGAUGACUUUUUCAGGAGAAACAUGAUGAGAUUAAACGUGUUCUACAAGCAACUAAACUAUCAGAAGAUACAGACAAAGCCGGCAUAUGACUGGAGGAGUCUGUUGUCGGAUGUCGGCGGACAGGCUGGACUGUGGCUGGGCUUCUCCCUCCUCACCCUGGCCGAGAUUCUCGAACUCAUCGUGGACGUUGUCAUCCAUCUAUGCACAAAACCUUUCCGAUCAAACAAAGGACGGGUGAAUCCAGGCGAGAAAAGGGGCGAGGUGCACUUUUAGAAGUCCAUUUGUUGUUUUAGCCGUGAUGUCGUCCUAAUGACAGUCAAUAUAUUUCUGUACUCAAUUACGUGACUUCUACACGAAUACGUUAAGAUAUAAUUUCAAUACGAAUUCACUCUUAAAAUCCACCAUUUCAACACUAAUAAUCUAUUGCUAAAUGCUAUCAUUUCAACACUAAUACUUUUGCACAAAACGCUAAUAAUCUAUUGCUGAAUGCUAUUGUUUCAACACUAAUAAUCUUGCACAAAUGCGAUUAUUUCAACACUUAUAAUCUCAACAAAAGUCAUGAUUUCAACAAUAAUACUUUGCAGUGAGCCAUGAGUUCAACGCUAAUGCAAGUACACAUGUGUCAUGUUUUCAAAACUAAUACUAACAUUUUCUAUAAAUAAUGAGAUUGCUUUAGCUUUGCUAGAUAUUGUCAGAGUGAAGACGGGGACUGAAGCUUCAUGAUGU